Molecule: messenger RNA, 1259 nt
Organism: Brassicogethes aeneus
Lineage: Eukaryota; Metazoa; Arthropoda; Insecta; Coleoptera; Nitidulidae
Source: the annotation of a GenBank genome assembly
UAAUUAGGGAAUUUUAAUAAUCUGGGAAUGUUUGGUGGAAUAAGUUAUUUCCUGUCAAUUUGGAAAUCAAUUGUUGACCUUGAAUUUUGAUCGAACACGGUGACGUAAAAAUUUACAUACAUAAACUCAUUUUACUUAAAACUUUCUUGUUUCACGAUUGUGCGUUCAUUCCUAACGUUUUUCCAAUUUGGUGGGUUGCCAAAAUAACAGGAAAAUGUCUCAGAUUGAGGUGUAUACGACAAGCAACAAAAAACUGGGCGAUAUUUCUGUAACUGAUAGCACAACGGUUAAGGAAAUUAAAACUAAAAUUGCUGGUAUUUCCAAAUUAACUGUGUACAGGCAGUCUUUGAGGGCGGAAAGUAAAGGCAAAGACCUUAAGGACGACUUAACUGCAGGCAGCUUAAAUUUAAAAAACACCAGGAAAAUUUUCGUUAAGGAUUUGGGGCCACAAAUUGGCUGGGACACAGUGUUUUUGCUUGAAUAUGCUGGACCUCUUGUACUUUAUGGAAUUGUGGCUUAUAGACCAUGGCUGUUUUAUGGUACACAAGAACCUAACACCGGAUUGUCCACAACAGCUUUAAUUGCAUUGGGUUGUUGGUCUGUGCACUAUUCCAAAAGAAUUUUGGAGACUAUAUUCGUACACAGGUUUUCCCAUGGAACUAUGCCUCUCCGUAAUCUCUUUAAAAAUUGCUCUUACUACUGGGGCUUUGCCGUUUAUGUAGCAUACCACACAAACCACCCUUUGUUUACACCACCACCGGUUUUGUUUCAAAUUUUGGGCGUUGUUAUCUUUGCUAUAAGCGAGAUGGGAAAUUUGAGUAUUCAUAUUUUGUUGCGUAACUUGCGCCCUCCAGGCACUACAGUGCGUAAAAUUCCAGUGCCCAAUGGCAACCCUUUGACCAAAUUGUUCGAUUUGGUUUCAUGCCCAAAUUACACCUACGAGUUUGGAGCUUGGUUAGGGUUCACAUUGUUAACCUCUUGCGUUCCAGCUGCUUUGUUUGGUAUUGCUGGAUUAUUCCAAAUGUCCAUUUGGGCUCUGGGAAAACAUCGAAAUUACAAAAAAGAAUUCCCCAACUACCCAAAAUCCAGAAAAGCUAUUCUACCUUUUGUUUUAUAAAUAAUUAUAAUUAUCUUUUAAUUUAAUUAAUUUUAUAUUUAUGUUAUUUAUAAAUUAGUUUUUUGUACAAGGUUUUUCGUUUUUGUAAAAGGUUGUUAGUUAAUAAACAUAUUUAAUUCUUAAAUAUGGGACUGAUGUUUUU